Molecule: messenger RNA, 912 nt
Organism: Nicotiana tabacum (common tobacco)
Lineage: Eukaryota; Viridiplantae; Streptophyta; Magnoliopsida; Solanales; Solanaceae
Product: protein NRT1/ PTR FAMILY 3.1-like
Biological process (GO): transmembrane transport
Cellular component (GO): membrane
Molecular function (GO): transmembrane transporter activity
Source: RefSeq, a predicted model, not a curated record
AUGAAUUUGGCCGAGAGUGGCCUGAUAUCUCCUGUAGAAAUCAAAGAUCACGGGAUCGACAGUUUCCAACCUGUGGUGGUUGAUGUUGAUGACAUAAAUGGGUCGUCGAACAAGCCAAACCUGUGGAGGGUAGCUACUGUGCAUAGGGUUGAAGAGCUCAAGUGCAUCUUUAGAAUGUUGCCAGUUUGGGGUGCGGGAAUACUGCUAAUCACUUCACAUUCACAUCUGGGAAGCUUUACAAUCCAACAAGCUCGCAGCAUGGAUCGUCAUAUAUCCCACAACUUUCAAAUACCUCCAGCCAGCCUAUCAAUCUUUACUGUCUUAACUGUGCUCAUGGGUCUUCCUCUAUAUGAGCGCAUCUUUUUACCAUUUGCUCGUCGCUUCACAGGAAAUCCAGCAGGAAUAACUUGCUUACAAAGAAUGGGCAUAGGAUUUGCAAUUAACAUCGUUGCCACUAUAGCUUCAGCAUUGGUUGAGAUCAAACGUAAAGCUGUUGCUGCACAACAUGGCCUAAUUGACCAACCUACUACUGUUAUACCUAUUAGUGUAUUUUGGUUGGUUCCACAGUAUUGCCUCCAUGGAGCUGCAGAAGUUUUCAUGGCAGUUGGGCACCUUGAAUUCCUCAUUGAUCAAUCUCCAGAGAGCAUGAGAAGCACUGCGGCUGCACUCAACUCGUUAACAACAUCUUUCGGAAAUUAUUUAGGCACUCUCAUGGUAUCUUUAGUUCACAAUUAUACCGGUAACGACCGCAACUGGCUACCUGACCGGAAUCUCAACAAGGGAAAAUUGGAUUAUUAUUACUGGCUUGUGACUGGAGUACAGUAUAAACCUUUGGAGGAGCUGACUGAAAGUAGCAAGGAAACUGACGUGGAGUUAGCUAACAACAAAAAUUCUUCAAGCGCAGCAAAUUAA